Messenger RNA from Verruconis gallopava, 731 nucleotides. RefSeq lists its product as uncharacterized. The record is from RefSeq and is a predicted model, not a curated record. Gene Ontology annotation, molecular function: acyltransferase activity, transferring groups other than amino-acyl groups. The transcript has a single exon. NCBI's taxonomy places the organism in Eukaryota, Fungi, Ascomycota, Dothideomycetes, Venturiales, Sympoventuriaceae. The coding region runs from base 77 to 721 and encodes 214 amino acids.
GGCAAGUCUCCUGCGACUUCUGCUUCUCUUCUGUGCGCGUCUUCCUCGGACGUGCGAGCACCGACUUGCUGUUGAGAUGAUGUCUGCGCCAGAAGUUCGGCCUUUCAAUCCAAAGGCUCUCGUUGAACGGCCCUGGUGGCAGCAGCUCCACGCAAUCAUUCUCCAAGCGUCCAAACUAACCCGUCAAGCCUGGCCGUUGCCGGGAGGCUUCCAACGCCUUGGACCAGACGCCGCCAGGGCAGGCCGUGAGCUAUGCGAAGAAGUAGACUCCCAAUCCACGAUCGCUGUUGCUCUUCUGGCCGAGGCUCCGGUAUGGGUGCGCGGUUGUGCAGAGGUUCAAAGAUCAUCCGACAAGGCGAUGUGGAUGGUACCGAGCGUCGAUGAGGGAGCUUCAAAGACUGAAGCCACGCCAAAUGCAGUAGAACGAAGAUGGGAGAUAAAUCUGGUAACGACGGCACCAGCGUAUCGAGAAAAUGGCAUCGCGCGCGAACUGGUAAGCACGCUCGAGCAGUACGUUCUGCGUAAUUACGGGCCCUCGCAACUCAUGGUAUACACCGUGGACGAGAUAUCAGGCGCUUACUGGCGCAAGGUGGGGUUCUAUACCGCAGAAGAGUUCUGCAUAGUCCUACCGAAGGGCUUCUCGCACGUCAGGGACGCGCCAGAUGAGUUUCGAAUACAGAAAGAUGUGAAGUUGUUGGCGGGCCAGAAGAGAAUACAUUGAGCAUGUUAAU